Molecule: messenger RNA, 6371 nt
Organism: Conger conger (European conger)
Lineage: Eukaryota; Metazoa; Chordata; Actinopteri; Anguilliformes; Congridae
Gene: kdm5c
Product: lysine demethylase 5C
Exons: 29
Coding region: 240-4994 (1584 amino acids)
Biological process (GO): chromatin remodeling
Cellular component (GO): nucleus
Molecular function (GO): histone demethylase activity; DNA binding
Source: RefSeq, a predicted model, not a curated record
AUAGAACUAGUUCGUGUUACAGAGUGGAAGGAUGAACCGGUGAUGGGUAGGGGCUGUGUUGAGGCAGUGAUGAGGCUAAGAUGGCGGCUAGUCCAGGCAGGCGGAGCGGAGGCUAGCAGAUUAAGCGACAGUUUCAACCGUUGAGGAUUUGACUCGUGCUAAGACGCUUCUGCAGUAACGAACUGUUUAACGGAGGAUUUCAAGUUUUGGAUGCGAAGGGACCGGAUAUUUGCAGAGAAAUGGACGGGGAGGAGUUCACACCCCCCCCUGAGUGCCCGGUGUUCGAGCCUUCCUGGGAGGAGUUCGCCAAUCCGCUGGGUUACAUCGCCAAAAUCCGUCCAAUCGCCGAGAAGUCGGGCAUCUGCAAGAUCCGCCCUCCCGCGGACUGGCAGCCCCCGUUUGCUGUGGAGGUGGAUAACUUCCACUUCACUCCCCGAAUCCAGAGGCUGAAUGAGCUAGAGGCUGAAACGCGCGUGAAGCUCAACUACUUGGAUCGCAUCGCCAAGUUCUGGGAGAUCCAGGGAUCCUCCCUGAAGAUCCCCAACAUCGAGAGGCGCAUUGUGGAUCUCUUCAGUCUGGCCAAGGUGGUGACUGAGGAGGGGGGCUUUGAGACGGUCAGCAAGGAGCGACGCUGGGCUCGCGUGGCCCAGAAGAUGGGCUACCCCCCAGGGAAGAACAUCGGCUCCCUGCUGCGCUCCCACUACGAGAGGAUCGUCUAUCCCUUUGAGAUGUUCCACUCCGGGGCCAGCCUGUCGCAGUACAAGCCCAGGCCCUAUGAGAGCGAAGAGGUGGACAAGGAGUACAAGCCCCACUCCAUCCCCCUCCGCCAGUCAGUUCAGCCCUCUAAAGUGAGCAGCUAUGGCAGGAGAGCCAAUCGCCUGCAGCCUGAUGGUCCUGAAGAUUUGCCCCCCCACCCUCUCAACACAGGCUCUCAACACACCUCGCCCGACCCCACGGAGGAGGACAUAGAGAAGAAUCCGGAGCUGAAGAAGCUGCAGAUCUACGGGGCGGGGCCCAAGAUGAUGGGCCUGGGCCUGGUGCCCAGGGAUAAGAGUCUCCGCAAGAAAGACGAGCUGCCGCAGACGGUGAUCGUGCGGGACAGCGCAGUGGUGACGGUGAAGGAGGAGGUGCAGGAGGAGGAGAGCCCCAGCGAGGGGGAUGGGGAAGCCCCCCCUCCCCCCAAAGACGCGGUGAAGAAGGAGGAAGGAAGCGCGGAGGAGGGCGAGGGCAGCGUUAAAGACGAGCCCUGCACCAAGAUGACCAUGAGGCUGCGGAGGAACCUGGGCAGCUCCCAGUUUGUGGACUCGUUCGUGUGCAGGAUGUGCGGUCGCGGGGAUGAGGAUGAGAAGCUGCUUCUCUGCGAUGGCUGCGAUGAUAACUACCACACCUUCUGCCUGCUGCCCCCCCUCACCGACCCGCCCAAAGGGGACUGGCGCUGCCCCAAAUGUGUGGCCGAGGAGUGUAAGAAGCCGGCGGAGGCGUUUGGGUUCGAGCAGGCCACGUGCGAGUACACCCUGCAGAGCUUUGGCGAGAUGGCCGACACCUUCAAGGCCGACUACUUCAACAUGCCUGUUCACAUGGUUCCCACGGAGCUGGUGGAGAGGGAGUUCUGGAGGCUGGUGAGCAGCAUAGAAGAGGACGUGACGGUGGAGUACGGAGCAGACAUCCACUCCAAAGACUUCGGCAGCGGCUUCCCCAUGAACAACGGCAAGAGGCAGCUCUCCAAGGAGGAGGAGGAGUACGCCAGCUGUGGCUGGAACCUGAACGUGAUGCCCGUGCUGGAGCAGUCGGUCCUGUGCCACAUCAACGCCGACAUCUCGGGCAUGAAGGUGCCCUGGCUGUACGUGGGCAUGGUCUUCUCGGCCUUCUGCUGGCACAUCGAGGACCACUGGAGCUACUCCAUCAACUACCUGCACUGGGGCGAGCCGAAGACGUGGUACGGGGUGCCCCAGUCGGCGGCCGAGCAGCUGGAGGCCGUGAUGAAGAAGCUGACCCCCGAGCUGUUUGAGUACCAGCCCGACCUGCUGCACCAGCUGGUCACCAUCAUGAACCCCAACAUCCUCAUGGCCCACGGCGUGCCGGUGGUGCGUACCAACCAGUGUGCGGGGGAGUUUGUCAUAACCUUCCCCCGGGCCUACCACAGCGGCUUCAACCAAGGGUAUAACUUUGCUGAAGCUGUUAAUUUCUGCACGGCUGAUUGGCUGCCAGCCGGCCGCUCCUGCAUCGAGCACUAUCGCCGGUUGCGCAGGUACUGUGUCUUCUCCCACGAGGAGCUCACCUGCAAGAUGGCCGCCUGCCCCGAGAAGCUGGACCUGAACCUGGCGGCCGCUACGCACAGGGAGAUGUUCACCAUCGUGCAGGAAGAGAGGAAGCUCCGCAAGGGCCUCCUGGAGAGGGGCAUUACUGAAGCAGAGAGGGAGGCCUUCGAGCUCCUCCCUGACGAUGAGAGGCAGUGUGACAAGUGCAAGACCACCUGCUUCCUGUCCGCACUGGCCUGUUCCAACUGUCCGGAGCGCCUGGUGUGUCUCUACCACACCCAGGACCUGUGUGCCUGUCCCAGCGACAAGCACUACCUCAGGUACCGCUACUCCCUGGACGAGCUGCUGGCCAUGCUCCACCGGCUCAAGGUGCGGGCCGAGUCCUUCGACUCCUGGGCCAACCGCGUCAGAGAGGCCCUGGAGCAGGAGGAGGGGAGGAAGAUAGCUAUUCAGGAGCUGGAGACUCUGAAGGAGGAGGCAGCGGAGCGGAAGUUUCCGGACAACGAGCUGCUCCAGCGUCUCAACAAAGCGAUGAGCCACAUUGAGCAAUGCCAGACCAGCUGCACUGAGCUGCUGUCCAACUCACAGAGCGGGCAGAUGACGCUGGCAGACCUGAAAGCCCUGCUGGAGAGGAUCAACAACCUGCCCUGUGCCGUAGCACAACUGGACCAGAUGCAGGCGCUACUGCAGACAGUGGAGCAGUUCCAGUCCAGCGCCCAGGCCCUGCUGGGGGGAGAAGACUGGUCGCGGGGGCUGCCCCCUCCGGAGCGGCUGGAGGCCCUGCUGGAGCAGGGGGGCGUCCUGCGGGUCCAGCCCCCGGAGGUGGAGCUGCUGCGUGGGCUGCAGGCGCAGGGCCGCUGGCUGGGGGAGGUGCGGAGGACCCUGGGCCCGCAGGGCGGCGAGGUGACGCUGGGCGUGCUGCGCAGCCUGAUGGAGGCCGGCUGCAGCGUGCCGCAGAGCUCCGCCGUGGAGACCGCCAUGGCAGAGCUGCAGGAGCUGCUCACCAUCGCCGAGCGCUGGGAGGAGAAGGCCCACAUCUGCCUGGAGCACAGGCAGAAGCACCCCCUCUCCACACUGGAGGCCAUAGUGAACGAGGCCCAGCUCAUCCCCGUGCAGCUGCCCAACAUCCAGUCCCUGCAGGGCUGUCUGAGCCGAGCCCGGGCCUGGGUCACCGACCUGGAGGAGAUACAGAAUGGUGAGCACUACCCCUGCCUGGAUGACCUGGAGGGGCUGGUGGCCAUCGGGAGGGACCUGCCUGUGCGCAUGGAGGAGUUGCGGCAGCUGGAGCUGCAGGUGGCCAGCGCUCACUCCUGGAGGGACAAGGCCAGCAAGACCUUCCUGAAAAAGAACUGUCAGCAGAGCCUUCUGGAGGUGCUGUGUCCUUGUACAGAGAAGCGGAGGGAGAGAGGAGAAGGGAAGGAGUACCGUGCUGACACAGACAGCCUUGGCCUCACCGCACAAGACCUGAGGGACCCUGGAGCCAUCGUGUCGGCGUUCAAGGAGGGGGAGAAGCGCGAGAAGGAGGCGCUCCUGCGGCUGCAGGAGGUGAACCUGGCCAAGCCGGGCCUGGAGCGCCGCGCCGGGGAGGACCGGAGCAGGAGGAGGACCAACGGCGCGGAGCAGCACGUCUCCGUCCCAUCCGUGGACUUGACAAAGGAGGACGGGCAGGAGGCGCAGGACGGGGAGGAGGGGAAGAGCCCCGCGUCCCCGCCCGCCUCCUCCUCCUCCUCCUCCUCCGUCUGCGUGUGCGGGCGCCCGCCCCGGUCUCCGCUCCUGCGCUGCCACUUAUGCAAAGACUGGUUCCACGGCGGGUGCGUGCCCUUCCCCUCCCUCCUGCCCCCCGGGCCCGCGCCGGCGCCCUGGUGGGACUGGGACACGCGCUUCCUGUGCCCGCUCUGCCAGCGCUCGCGCCGCCCGCGCCUGGAGACCAUCCUGGCCCUGCUGGUGGCCCUGCAGCGGCUGCCCGUCCGCCUGCCCGAGGGCGAGGCCCUGCAGUGCCUGACGGAGCGCGCCAUCACCUGGCAGGGCCGCGCCAAGCAGCUGCUGGAGGGCCCCGAGCUGCACGGGGCCCUGCUCGCCCUGCGCACACUCCGCCACGCCCACGGGCGCCCGGAGGGGGAGGAGCCGCCGCCCCCGCCGCCGCCCGAGGAGAAGAAAGGGAACUCUGUCAUCGUCCUGUCCGACUCGGAGGGGGGCGAGAGGGAGGAGGGGGUGAUCGACCUGACCGAGGACGCCUGCCCCCCCAAAACGGCCAAUCAGAGAGUGGCACACUCCGCUCCGACUGAGAACGGCCACAGCAAGAAGGAGAACUCGCACAACACCACAGGUGUGGAGGCCCUGAUCCCCCUGGUGCCGGGGCUGAAGGGGCCCGUGAUUGAGCUCUCUCCAGCGGUGCGGGCCCAGCUGGAGGACCUGCAGCUGGAGGGGGACCUGCUGGAGGUCACGCUGGACCAGACGCAGACCAUCCACCGAGUCCUGCAGGCCGCGUCCCCACCACCCCGCCUCUCCCUGCACACCCUCAUACUGAUCGAGCUGCAGGAGCAGAGGAGCGCGGGGAGGGGGGGUCGGAGUAAAGACUCCAGGAGGAAGAGGAAGAGCCAGAGAGGAGGAGGGGGGGACGCAGGAGGGGCCAACGACACCCAACUAUCUCAGGACGGCUCCGAGUCCAAGAAAACACGCCCCCUCAGCGACACCCCCUCCAAAGCGCUCCUGCAGUCCCAUCCAGAGAUCUUGUGAUGGAGAUGGCUUCAGCCGCGAGGAGGCUCCGGGAGGGAAGAGCACUGGGAAGAGUUACGGACGAACAGAGCGCUGAACCGGGCUGGAAAGGAAAGGAGGAAGGGUUGCACGAUGUACCUUUGAUUCACCUCCACCCCACCCCCACCCUGCACCCCAGCUUCAUCUGCCCCCCUCCUUCCUCUGCCCUCCUCUGCGCUGCUGACAUACCCUCCCUGUUUUCAUUCCUCAUACACUACUACCUUUACCAAUGUUACCCUACUGCUACUCCUCCUACCAGUGUUACAUUACUGCUCCUGCCCUUACCAUCGUUACCUUCCUGCUACUUCGCCUAACGGUUGCUACUACUGUUACUACCCUAGCCCUGUCCUGACCCCUCCCCACCCCCCCCCCCCAGCCCAGCCCUGCUCUUCCCCCCUCCCCCUCCCCAGCCCUGCUCUUCCCCCCCCCCCUCCUCCUCCCUUCAUCCCCACCCCCUCGCUCAUAUCACCACUGGAACAUGCUAAGUGACACUGACCUCGUAUGCUUGGGGGAGGGCCGGGGCAGAGACGGGUGGGAGGGAAUCUCCUGGUCCGGCUCCUUAAAUCAAAUUUGUGCUUUGGGACUCCGUUAUCCAGCCCCACCCCGACCCCCCGGAGGCUCUGAGGUCCCGUCUCGUCGUGCUCCACGUAUUUGUUCCAGGCUGUUUUCCAGAGCUUCAGUUUACGGUGUUUUGUAUUUGCGAGGACAGCCAACGGGAGUAAAACUACGAGUCCCCGCUCGCUCACUUCACUCUGAAAAUAUUAUUUUGAUGUUUUCCGGGACACAAAAACAAAACUUGAGAAAGGAAAUGAGUACAGUGAGGCCCUGUGCUUGGCACACCUGUAUUUUUUGUAUCAGGUCUUGUGUUUUUUGGAAUUUGCCAGGAGCGGGUAUUUACGUUUUGGAUAACACAUUUAAAAACAUUUGGGAAGUUAAACAAACAGGCAUACACAUUUUUGGUGCUACUUGACUUGCCCAUAACAGGUCUCCUCGUACUGCUCCUCUGAUCACCUGCCAUUUUUGUGCCGUUUCUUUCCUUUCAUCACCUCUCCUCUCCUUCUUCAGUUCUUCCAUCUACCCCUUUCCUCUGUCCAUUUCUCUCUCUCUUUCUCUCUCUUUCUGUCUCUGUCUCUCUCUCUCUCAUCACAGCAUCGUACACUUCACUGUAACUCACUUUAUCAGCAUUUGAUUUUGUUUCUUCUGGGUUCAGAUAAUUAUAUUAUUAAUAUUAUUGGUAUUGAUAUUAUUGCAGACUGGCAGUUGUGGGUUUGUGUAUAAAAACCUUUUCAUUUCAAUGUUGCCUUUUUAUUUCUCUCCUCCCCCCUUGUGAGUAAUAAAGAUUUAGAAUUGUUUUAGGAA